AUGGAAAUUCCUGUGUUUCCAUUUGUGCCCAUUGCCUCUAGUCCUGUCCUGGGCUCCACUGGAAAGAGCCUGGCUCUUCUUGUACCCCCUCUUCAGGGAAGCAGAUCAGAAACUUCUGCAGCCAAAGCGAGUGAGGAAAUAAUUGAUACUUCUGUCAGAUUCUCUCAGACUCCUCCACUGAGGGCCAAAGCUGCAUGGGGAAAAAAGAGGUUUAAUCUGAAUGCAAGACCCACACCACCAGAGCUGCAAAAGCGACUUUACAAGAGGAACCGAGAGCAGGCAGAGAGACCAGCUACCCAGUACAAGUCCUUCAGUUCGCCCAUUGUCCUCUUGCCUGAAGCUGAGGAGGAGGAUCUCUACAUAGCAGUCCUGCCCCAGCCUUUGAAGGGAAUACUGGACAUCUCCCUAAAGGCUGCUUUGAUUUGGGAGAUGAGUGACUCCCACACACGCUGCCCUGAGCAGUGGGUGGCCUACAGAGGGAGCUGCUACUCCUUCUCCAAGGAGAGGAAGGACUGGUAUUCCAGCCAGGAAUCCUGCUGGGCACAGGGAGCUCAUCUCCUGAUGAUCAGCGAUACCUGGGACACGGACCUGUUCAAGAGUAUUCAAUCAGGAUAUUUCUGGAUUGGAUUGAGGAACAGCACAGGCUCUGGAUGGAUUUGGGAAGAUGGCUCUAUAUUCGAUGGCACUAAAGUCCUCUCCAACAGCCCGAUGCAACAUUGUGUUGUCCUGAUGAAAGAUCACUUUCAGGCCUCCAGCUGUGAAUUUUGUGCUCCAUGGAUCUGUGAGAAAUCUCACAGAUAAAUCCUAUGUGCAUUUUCAUUUAAUAGCCAUCUCGUCAGUUGUACAAGUAGUCACUGUCCUGCAAACCAAAGCUCUACACAAGACCAAGGACUUGCCUUUUCCACACCCUCACAAAGGUGUUUUGCAGGGACAAGCUUGUUGCCCGUAAGGGUGAGUUAUCCUCAGCAGUAGAUCUGCUCAGUCCACAUGUGUUGGAUUAAUGCUGUCUGUGACCAGAUGAGACCUGAGUUAGAUUCUCUGGCCUAGUCUCUUUGCCUGAUUUGUUACUAUAAGGGCAAACAGAAAAUUAGUCACAACAGAUUGCUGGGUCUUCAAAUCUCUGAGGGUGAGUUGGCCAUUUUCCUCCAUUCCUGAGCAUCAGAUUUCAUUUCCAUUUCCUGCAUUUCCAUUGUCUGGUGUCAGCAGGAUCAGGAAAAUGAAGCCUGCUGAACAGACUUCUCCCGGUAGCAGCCUCUUCUUUUGCAUUCCAGGGCUAUGAAUGAGAGAGAAGAGGGGGAAAUGAGACUACAACUUCUGUAAAUCCAUCAGUGAAAAGAAACCUCCAGUACUGCACUGGACCAAAAGUGUGUACCCAUGUCAAUGCUUCUCUCUGUUGGAAGGAACCAUCUGCAUGCCAUGCUUUACAGGACAGCUUCAGCCAAACUAGUCAAGAGGCUGGACUUCCAGAGGCAAAGGAAUAUGGUUAAUUGUGCAUUGUUGAAUCAACCAAAAAUGUGUUUCUGCCUCCAUCUUUGCAGUUUCAGAGAGAGGAAGAAGUGGACAAAUCAUUACUACAAGGAGCUUUUAGUUCAAAUAGAGCAGAGACAGGCUAAGAGUGUGAAAAGCGUAUAAACAGAGGGAUAUGGUGUAGUUGGGAAUUGUCAGUGCCAGGUUAAUGGUUGGACUAGAUGAUCUUCAAGGUCCUUUCCAACCUAGAUGAUUCUGUGAUUCUGUGAAACACAGUGAACUUUAAGGGUGGGACAGUAGGUUGCACUUCCACUGACCUGAAGUCUCUUUUUCCACCCAGAGAUUUUAUUCCAACAAAGGAAGAUAAAUUUUAUUA
Messenger RNA from Athene cunicularia (burrowing owl), 1843 nucleotides. RefSeq names its product C-type lectin domain family 12 member B-like. Lineage: Eukaryota; Metazoa; Chordata; Aves; Strigiformes; Strigidae. The record is from RefSeq and is a predicted model, not a curated record. The transcript has 7 exons. The coding region runs from base 1 to 801 and encodes 266 amino acids.